Messenger RNA from Neohortaea acidophila, 1375 nucleotides. Its product is annotated as ras family-domain-containing protein. Gene Ontology annotation, cellular component: plasma membrane. NCBI's taxonomy places the organism in Eukaryota, Fungi, Ascomycota, Dothideomycetes, Mycosphaerellales, Teratosphaeriaceae. The transcript has 4 exons. The record is from RefSeq and is a predicted model, not a curated record. Bases 38 to 907 code for a protein of 289 amino acids. Gene Ontology annotation, biological process: signal transduction. Gene Ontology annotation, molecular function: GTPase activity; GTP binding; GDP binding.
AAACUUUCCUGGCCCGCCCCCCAAAUCCAAAAACCACAUGCACCCUGCAGAUCGGACAGCGUCCCUCGGGUCCAACUUCAACCGUCCGCCGUCGUCCAUCAGCAACCACCCUCCCUCCCUUGCCUCAUCAUCCUCGCCACCAUCCCCGACCACUCGCUCUCCUCGCCCUCUCCCACCUUUGGACGCCUCUUCAACUGCCCCGUCCAUCUGUCAGCCUCCACCCACCACCCAUCCCGCCGUUUGCUGCCCAUCUGCGCGCCCGGCUUCAUCCGCAAUGGCAUCCAAAUUCCUUCGGGAAUACAAAUUGGUCGUUGUUGGAGGCGGUGGCGUGGGCAAGAGCUGCCUGACCAUUCAGUUGAUCCAGAGCCAUUUUGUCGACGAAUACGACCCUACCAUCGAAGACUCCUACCGAAAGCAAUGCGUCAUUGACGACGAGGUCGCCCUCCUCGAUGUUCUCGACACCGCUGGCCAAGAAGAGUACUCCGCCAUGCGCGAACAAUACAUGCGCACGGGCGAAGGCUUCCUCCUCGUCUACAGCAUCCAGUCGCGACAGUCCUUCCAGGAGAUCGAGACGUUUCAACAGCAAAUAUUAAGAGUCAAGGACAAGGACUACUUUCCCAUCAUCGUCGUGGGCAACAAGUGCGAUUUGGAGAACGAGCGGCAAGUGAGCACCGAAGAGGGUAAAGCACUCGCGCGGAAAUUCGGAUGCCAAUUCAUCGAAACCUCCGCCAAAUCGCGGAUAAACGUCGACAACGCCUUCUACGACAUCGUGCGGGAGAUUCGAAGAUAUAACAAGGACAUGUCAGGCUACCAAGGCGGCGCAAACCCCCGAAGGUCGCCCGAGAAGUUGGAGAUGGAUGGCGAGGAGAAAGACGCCGGAUGCUGCGGCAAGUGCGUGGUCAUGUAAUGCGAUGGCAGUGUCUCGCGAAGUCCCUCCUCCUUCGACGCGCAUGCUCGCAUUUGGUUAUGGAAAACGCGGCGACGGGGCCCGCCAUCAGUGGCGCAUGGAAGGGAGGACCGGCGACAAUGCCCCGAAAGCUGGAUUGACUGGUUGCAUGAUUGUGGCCUGGCGAGCCCGCCGCCACCACCACCAUAACAUUCAAAAGACUUUUGUUGUCAUCUUCUCGGCCCGCCUCGCGUCCAGGUCUUUCCCUUUCGUUUGCUUUGCAGAGGAGUGGGCGUCGAGCGGCGAAAACGGGGAUGGAGUACUGGAGCUGCAGGAGGUCAAGUUCUGUGCUUUCAAUUCGUCGCCUGGUCUUUUAGAUGGAAUUCUUCUUGUUGAAAUGCGGUGGCGAUUGGCGGGUGUAGCUCGCUCUGUUGAUUUCAAGUGAAAACUACUUUAUCCAUCUCGCCCGUACCUCAUCUCCUCCUUCGU